AGUUCUUUUCGAAGAAAAUCCUCAACCGGUUCUGCUCUGGGAGUAGCCUCACCGUCUGCUUUAUCCGCCGCUUGCUAAUCGAACUUGGAUGAGUCGAAAGAUGGUUGCCGAAGUAGUGUCAUCUGUGCGAUGUUUUCAAGGUCUUCAGUAUGUGUACAAGCACCAUAGUGAUGUUCUGAACUGUGAAAUGAAGUUUGGAGCCUAUGUUCCCGAUCACAAAGAAGGCGAACAUCUGCCGGGAUUGUUCUAUCUUUCCGGUUUGACAUGUACACAUGCGAACUUUAUGGAAAAGUCUGGAUUUCAAAGGUAUGCUAGCGAACACGGUAUGAUCGUAGUACAUCCUGACACUUCUCCAAGGGGGGUCGAUGUUCCUCAUUCUGAAUCCUGGUCGUUUGGAGAAGGGGCCGGCUUUUACAUAGAUGCUACUACGGAGCCGUGGUCGAAAUACUACAAAAUGUAUAGUUAUAUCACGAAAGAGCUACCGGAAUUGAUAAAGACAUGUCUCCCAGUUGAUUCGGAUAGAUUGGGUAUAUUUGGUCAUUCGAUGGGAGGCCAUGGUGCCAUCUCUAUUGGAUUGAAAAAUCCGAGUCUUUUCAAAUCCAUUUCAGCCUUUGCUCCCAUAUGUAAUCCUAUGAACUGCUCAUGGGGUCAGAAAGCAUUUAAUGGCUAUCUUGGUAGUGAUAAGAAAACAUGGGAGCAGUAUGACUCUUCUUUAUUGCUAAAAACGUACGAUGGACCGCCGAGAAAUUUGCUUGUAGAUCAGGGCACGAAUGAUCAGUUUCUCAAAGACGGAGAGCUAUCACCGGAAUCACUCAAGUCCACGGAUAAAGUGAAAGUCGAUUUGCGAAUGCAGAGAGAUUACGACCAUAGCUACUAUUUCAUUGCUACAUUCAUUGGAGACCAUUUUAAUCAUCAUGCAUCAGUGCUAAAGCACAUACUUGAGAACAAACUGGCUCGUUGAGAUCUUUUCCUUGUUGCAUGGCUAUUUUGUCCUACCUUUGUAUAUACACCUCUUCCGCGAAUUUGCUCUCUAAUCAUAUCCAGUCGAUUGAGACUCCGCCUUUCCCACGCGCGCGGUGGGAAGUGAUCAAGAGUAUGUUUGCGAAAGAAGUGUAGAGUCCAGGCGAAGCGGCCGCGCGAAGCGGAGAGGCUGGGCUCCCGACACUGCACUUGAUAAGCCCUGUACAUAGCUUUUAACAAGUUUUAUACGCUGCUAUAUUGUGAACAGAUGUUGACAACAAGUGUUUUAUAUCACGUUUUAUCCGCAAAUAAAUAUCAGUUGUA
Messenger RNA from Cylicocyclus nassatus, 1284 nucleotides. Lineage: Eukaryota; Metazoa; Nematoda; Chromadorea; Rhabditida; Strongylidae. The record is from the annotation of a GenBank genome assembly.